This is a messenger RNA of Cynoglossus semilaevis (tongue sole), 1499 nucleotides long. RefSeq names its product survival of motor neuron protein-like. Gene Ontology annotation, biological process: mRNA processing. The record is from RefSeq and is a predicted model, not a curated record. The transcript is spliced from 10 exons. Lineage: Eukaryota; Metazoa; Chordata; Actinopteri; Pleuronectiformes; Cynoglossidae. Gene Ontology annotation, molecular function: RNA binding. The coding region runs from base 255 to 1280 and encodes 341 amino acids. Gene Ontology annotation, cellular component: nucleus; cytoplasm.
GAUGAUAUCUGAUAUUUCUUCAGGUUAACUGGAGAACUUUAUUUUACAGAAUCGAUGUACUGAUAUUACUCUACCAAGAGUCGAGUUAGGAAAACCGGUUUGUAAUUCUCAACAAUAAAUUAAUAAUCUUUACGGAAAUUACGUGUUCUAUACUUUUACUGUGAAAGGUCAGAACAGAACUGAUUAGGUCAAAGUUAACUUGAUGCAGGUGUUAAAGGAGGCGGUUAAAUGAAAAGAAAGAAAGAAAGAAAGAAAUGACGGAACUAACUGCCACAGAAAAGUGUUCCGCUGGACCGGUGGUUUUCAAAAACCAAACGUCCGUCCUGGAAACCUUUGAAAACACAUUUAAAAUAUCACAGGAAGACACUUCAGGACGUUCCACCACACAGGAGACAGAAGACAGUCAGAAGUCAGAGCUGAAGGACGUUGAUGAACAGACGCUCUGUCCACCUUCAGCUGAGACCUUCACCUCACAGUAUCAGUGGGAGGUGGGGUCUCCAUGUCGAACUGUGUGGUCAGAGGACGGACAGGUGUAUCCUGCCACUGUGGUGUGUCUGGAUGGGGGGCACUGCAGAGUCCGUUUCACUGGGUACGGUAACGAAGAAGAUGUCAAACUGAGCUCACUCCUUAGCCCUGAAGAGGCUCCGCCCAUUCCAACCCCAACCUCCCAGGACUGGCGCCCUGGUUCUCGAUGUCGGGCACUGUACACAGAGGAUGGGCUGAUCUAUCCAGCUGUGGUGCUGUGGGUCAAAGGUCAGUGGUGUCGCGUUCGUUUCGACUACUACAACAACGAAGAGGAGCUGGAUGUCAGCGGACUGCUGAGUCCAGAUGAGCUGCAAGGGCCGAGCAGAGGCAGGAACAAGGUGAGCAGGAGGAGAGGGAGGAGAGACGAGAGCCAGAGAGAAAAAGGGGGAGGGAGAGGAGAGAGGAGGCCAUCGUGGAUGGAAGAUCAGCAGAGCUUAUUCACAGGUCAGGAUAAAACCAAACAGAGUGCAGCAGGUAAAGAUGCUGAAAUGGACCUGAAAGAAAACCAGUCAAGACAGCAGCCGACCAAUCAGAGCCCUACCCUCCUGCCUCUAUUUCCUGUUCCUACCCAGCUGAGCCAAAGGGAGUCCAUCAUCAGUCCUCCUCCUCCUCCUUCUGCUCCUUCCCUCUGGUCAGCUGACAGUAAAGAGUGUGGAGACUCCUCCUCCAGCAUGUUGAUGCUGUGGUACAUGUGUGGUUUUCACACAGGAACCUACAUGACUGAGCAGAGACUGAAGUCUACAACUAAAGACUAAGAGCCAAGGAGAAUUGUGAGACAAGAUGCUGCCUGGACAGCUGUGCACCAUUUUCUGUUGAAUACUUAGUUUGAUUUCUUCCUGAAUGAUGUCAGUGAAGUUAGGAUGCAGCAGACGUUGUUUGUGUUUUAAGCACUUAGAAUUUUUGUUCCCGUUUGAAGCUCUGCUGUUCUCAGCAAUGACAUGUAAAAUAUUUGGUUAUUAAAGACAUGAACCCAA